AUGACUGAUGAAAAGACCAAGGGAGGAUUCAAGACUGAGAACAAUGACCAUAUUAAUUUGAAGGUGUCAGGACAGGAUGGUUCUGUGGCACAGUUUAAGAUUAAGAGGCAUACACCACUUAGUAAACUAAGGAAGGUCUACACACCUACACAGUUGGAAAUGGAGGCUGAAGAUACAAUUGGUGUGUUCCAGCAGCAGACAGGAGGCAUCUACUAAAAAGGGAACCUGCUAC
Molecule: messenger RNA, 232 nt
Organism: Ailuropoda melanoleuca (giant panda)
Lineage: Eukaryota; Metazoa; Chordata; Mammalia; Carnivora; Ursidae
Product: small ubiquitin-related modifier 2-like
Exons: 2
Coding region: 1-216 (71 amino acids)
Source: RefSeq, a predicted model, not a curated record